Messenger RNA from Lingula anatina, 3271 nucleotides. RefSeq names its product spermatogenesis-associated protein 20. Gene Ontology annotation, biological process: carbohydrate metabolic process. NCBI's taxonomy places the organism in Eukaryota, Metazoa, Brachiopoda, Lingulata, Lingulida, Lingulidae. The record is from RefSeq and is a predicted model, not a curated record.
GGGUCUCACUGUUUGUUAUGUACAGUUGCCGUACAGCCAUUAGGAUAUGGUCUGUAGGUAGACUGUGUACCUAUCCAAGGAGAAAAUAUUCACCACAUCUUUCUAGAGGUUUACACCCACAUCUGAUCAUGGCCACAGCAUUUGCCAGUACAUCUAGUGAUUCCCAAAGGAAACAAAACAGACUUGCCCUGGAGAAGUCACCCUACUUGCUGCAGCAUGCUUCAAAUCCAGUGGACUGGUUUCCAUGGGGAGAAGAAGCAUUUAAGAAGGCUAGAGAAGAAAAUAAGAUGAUUUUUCUAUCAGUGGGCUAUUCUACAUGCCACUGGUGUCAUGUGAUGGAGAGAGAAUCAUUUGAAAAUGAAGAAAUAGGCAAGAUAAUGAGUGACAAUUUUGUCUGUGUCAAGGUUGACAGAGAGGAGAGGCCAGAUGUGGACAAGAUGUAUAUGACUUUUAUACAGGCUACCAGUGGCAGUGGAGGCUGGCCUAUGAGUGUGUGGCUAACUCCAGAUCUUAAACCAAUAGUUGGUGGCACCUACUUCCCACCAGAUGACAGAUACUAUGGCAGACCAGGAUUCAAGACAAUUCUGAAUAAUUUGUCUGAGCAGUGGCAGAUGAACCGUGACAAGAUAAUGCGACAGGGCACUCAAAUAGUGGAUGCAGUGAUGCAGAUGACACAGCUGGAGACUCCACAAGAAGACCAGGUCAGACUGGACAGUGACCAGUGCAUGGACACAUGUCUGCAGAUGCUGUGUAGGACAUAUGACUUCACAAUGGGAGGGUUUGGGAAAGGGCCCAAAUUUCCACAGCCAGUCAAUUUCAACUUCCUGUUCCGUGUUGUUGCAAGCAAGUCCCCAUCAGCCGAGGCAGAAAGUGCCCAGAAGAUGGCGCUCCAUACACUCAGAAUGAUGGCGAAAGGAGGGAUACAUGAUCAUGUUGCCCAGGGAUUUCAUCGGUACUCCACUGAUAUUAAUUGGCAUGUUCCCCACUUUGAAAAGAUGUUAUAUGACCAAGGACAGCUGGCACACUCAUACUUAGAUGCAUAUCAGCUUAGUAAAGAAGAAAUAUUUGCAGAUAUUGCCAGGGACAUCUUGCAGUAUGUGGAGCGUGACCUAAGUGAUCCAUCUGGAGGGUUUUACAGUGCAGAGGACGCGGACUCUUAUCCAAACCAUGGGGAUGUCGAGAAGAAAGAAGGGGCCUUCUGUGUCUGGACAGAUGAAGAGAUAAGGCAGUUGCUAGGAGACAGUGUGGAGGGACAGGAAGACGUCACCAUGGCUGAUGUCUUCUGCAAGCAUUUUGAUGUGAAACCAGGGGGAAAUGUGGAUCCUUACAAAGAUCCACAUGAUGAAUUAAAGAAACAGAAUGUUCUAAUUGUUACUGGAAGUCUGGAGGAAACAGCCCAGCAGUUUAAUCUUGACCUUGCUACUACGACUGCCAUUUUGGAAAAGUGUAAACAGGUGCUGUUUGAGGUUAGGAAGAAGAGACCCAAGCCACAUCUUGAUAACAAAAUGCUCACAGCUUGGAAUGGUCUGAUGAUCUCAGGGUUUGCCCGAGCUGGACAGGUUCUGGGGGAGAGCAAGUACACAGACCGUGCCAUUAAAGCUGCCAGUUUUUUGAAGACACACAUGUAUAAUGCAGAGACAGGGAUGUUACACAGGACGAGUUACUGUGGUGAAGCAGACAAAGUGGAGCAAAGUCCCACACCUAUCAAUGGGUUUUCUGAUGACUAUGCAUUUUUAAUCCGCGGUCUCCUCGACCUUUAUGAGGCAUGUUACGAUGACCAGUGGCUAUCGUGGGCAGAUCAAUUACAGGACAAACAAGAUCAGCUUUUCUGGGACCUAGACAAAGGGGGAUACUUCACCAGUGGUGCCGAGGACAAAAAUAUUCUGGUUAGGAUAAAAGAAGAUCAAGAUGGUGCUGAGCCCAGUGCCAACUCUGUGUCCGGGGGUAACUUGCUGCGCCUUGCUGAGUAUCUCAACAAGUCUGAGUACAGGGAAAAAGCUGCAAAACUCUUCACUGCCUUCCAGGAGAGACUAACCAGAAUACCCCUGGCACUCCCAGAAAUGAUAUGUGCCUUGAAUUUCCAGAGCAGCCCAGUAAAACAGAUUAUCAUCGUUGGUGAGAAAGGAGCAGAAGAUUCCCAACAACUCCUCCGUUGUGUUCACAGCCAGUUUAUCCCCAAUAAGAUACUGAUAUUAUGGGAUGGAGAUCAAGACAGCCUUUUGGCUCAUAGACAUGGAAUGCUGAAGUCCUAUGAGAAGAAGGAUGGGAAAGCCACAGCUUAUGUCUGUAGAGACUACAGUUGCAAGCUUCCUGUGAAUACUGUGUCAGAGUUGGAAAAACUGCUCUUGGAGCCUCUUUAGGAGAGUUGAACCUUCUUGAUUUACAGGCAUAUACUCUAACCUGCAGAUGUGUACAGAAAGUUUGUGAAAUGUGUAUGAAAAACAUACAUCAAUAUAUAUUUAUAUGCAGUUGCUGUGCAACAAAACUGUUAAUAGAUAUUUUAAUGAAUUCAGAGCUGAUUUUAAUAUAUGCAUUCUUGUUUCUGUAAUUUAAGACAGCUUAUCAAGUAUUAAUAAACAAGGUUACAUCACCAAGUUCAUUAUCGAAUCCUAAAAAAAAAAAAAAGUGAGAUUAGUGGGAGAUGGAGGAACAAAGUCUUACAUGUGGUGGGGACCGAAUAUUGGACACAGAACCAUAGCUCUGGUUUUGCAAUGUUUUUUUAAACUUUUUCCACAGCCUUGCACCAUUUCCGAAACGUCUGUUUGGUAACAGGUCAUUCCCAAAAAAGUUCAAAACUUGCUAUUGGAUUUACAGCUGCACGUUUGUUAAAGCUAGCAGCUAUAUCGAUUUUUUAUUACUAAGAUUUUGGGCUUCCAGAUGAUUUGAAAUAAUAUUUGUCACAUGUUAAGCUUCAAUGCAAAAUAUAUGUAAACAAAUGUAAGGAUGUUGCUGCUGAUAAUUUUUAUUCCUUUUAAUUUUUUCCUUGUUUAUAAUAGUGCAGACUGUAAAGUUAUGUAUUAUUUAAGAAUUAAGAGUAAUUCACACUUUUUAGGAUAUUUAAUCACGAAUAUUUUGAAUUGCAAUUGCUUUAACAAAAAUUAUUGUAAAUACAAAAAAUUUUAUAAAAUAAUAAAUAUUAUUAUAACAUAAAAAUACAUUCUUGAUUGUUAUGAAAUUAUAACUUUCAUUUCCUUUCAAAAAGGAAAACAUUUAAAAUAAGCCAAAAAUGAGGUAUUGGUACUCUGUUGUGUCAUAUGAGACGAGCAAACCU